Emiliania huxleyi CCMP1516 is the source of this 871-nucleotide messenger RNA. RefSeq lists its product as hypothetical. The transcript is spliced from 3 exons. The coding region runs from base 237 to 809 and encodes 190 amino acids. Gene Ontology annotation, molecular function: nucleic acid binding; protein binding. NCBI's taxonomy places the organism in Eukaryota, Haptophyta, Isochrysidales, Noelaerhabdaceae. The record is from RefSeq and is a predicted model, not a curated record. Gene Ontology annotation, cellular component: nucleus.
UGAGUAGUUCGUGAGUUAGUUCGAAGAUCUCGAUCUGGAAGGCGGAGCGGGGAGAGCUGCGUCCGGCGGGCUUCCACUACGCCGGGUUCACCGCCUCGUGCGCCGCGACGCUCGGCAACUACGCCCUGCUUGGCGACGCGUGCCGCGGGCUGCAGCUGGUCGCGUGGUCAAAGGAGAAGAAGUGCUUCGAGGCGCGCUCGCAGCGGCGCGACGCCGCCUCCGCCUUUGCGUGCGAGAUGACGCUGGACGAGGCGGGCCCGCACGCCGCCAACGGGCUGCGCGUCUUCCUCGCGGACGCGGGCCGCAACCUGCGCAUCUACUCGUACUCGCGUCAGGACGCCGAGUCCCGCUCGGGCACGGUGCUGCUGCCUCGCGCCGCCUUCCACCUCGGCGCCGUCGCCAACCACUUCCUCCGCCUCUCGCUGCCGCCGCGCGGCGCGCCGCCCGCCGCCGCCGCCGCCGCCGCCGGCCGGCGGAGGCACGCGCUGCUCUACUCGACGCUCGACGGCGCCAUCGGCUGCCUCGCGCAGGUGGAGGAGGCGGCCUUCCGACGGCUCUACUUUCUGUCCACAAAGAUGGUUGCGACGAUGCAGCACGCCGCCGGCCUCAACCCGCGCGGCUUCCGCGCGCAGGGCUCCGGCGCCACGGCCGAGGGCGAGCUCUCGCAAGUCAUCGACGGCGCGCUGCUGCGCCGCUUUGUCUCGCUCGGCUCGGCGGCGCAGGAGCGGCUCGCGAGGCAGAUCGGGACGUCGCCGCAACAGCUGCUGGCGAACCUCUCCGAGGCGGAGGUGGCGUCGGCCUUGCUGUGACGGGCGGCUGCGAGGCGUGCAAGAGAGUCUCCUCAACUUCGCCGCGCGGACUUGUGCGCGGU